Staurois parvus is the source of this 1650-nucleotide messenger RNA. NCBI's taxonomy places the organism in Eukaryota, Metazoa, Chordata, Amphibia, Anura, Ranidae. The record is from the annotation of a GenBank genome assembly.
AUGGAGUUCGCUGAGCUCAUCAAGACCCCCGGGUGGACAAGGUGGUCCUGCACCGACCCUUCCACCCGGCAGUGGGCGGGACCCUGUGUCUGACGGGUCACCAUCUGAUCCUGAGCUCCAGACAGGACAACAGUGAGGAGCUCUGGCUGCUCCACUCCAACAUUGACUCCAUAGAGAAGAGGUUCGUCGGCUCUUCUGGGACCAUCACCAUAAAAUGCAAGGACUUGCGCAUAAUCCAACUGGAGAUCACAGGGAUGGAUGAAUGUAUCAACAUCGCUAGUUCUAUUGAGGCCUUAUCCACUCUGGACACCAUCUCCCUGAUGUACCCGUUCUUCUACCGGCCAAUGUUCGAGGUCACUGAAGACGGAUGGCAUGCUUUCCUGCCUGAACAAGAAUUCGAACUUCUCAGCUCAGAGACCGAUGAAUGGCGGCUGAGCUACGUGAAUAAAGAUUUCUCUGUGUGCCCGUCAUACCCUCCCAUCGUCAUCGUACCAAAUCUAUCGAUGAUGAAUCACUGCGGAAAGUAGCUGCCUUUCGGCAAGGUGGGAGAUUCCCGGUUCUCAGCUAUUACCAUCGUAAAAAACGGUAUGGUGAUGAUGCGCAGCAGUCAGCCUCUCACCGGGACCAACAACAGGCGCUGCAAGGAAGACGAAAAGCUUAUAAACGCCACGUUAAGACCAGGAAAGCGUGGCUACAUUAUCGACACCCGUACUCUGAAUGUGGCACAGCAAGCCAGAGCCCGGGGGGGCGGCUUUGAGCAGGAAGCAUACUACCCACAAUGGAGGAGAAUCCACAAAUCCAUUGAAAGAUUUAACAUCCUGCAGGAAAGUUUGAUCAAACUGGUAGAGGCCUGCAAUGACCAAUCUCAUAACAUGGAUCGCUGGCUUAGCAAGUUGGAGGCCUCUAACUGGCUGAACCACAUCAAAGAGAUUUUAACCACGGCCUGCCUGGCGGCACAGUGCAUCGAUCGGGAGGGGGCGUCAGUGUUGGUCCAUGGCUCAGAAGGCAUGGAUUCCACAUUACAGGUGACGUCUUUAGCCCAGAUCAUCCUGGAUCCCAAAUGCAGAACCAUCCGUGGCUUUGAAGCAUUGAUUGAGAAGGAAUGGUUACAGGCUGGUCAUCCAUUCCGGCAUCGCUGCACACAGUCCGCGUACUCCAACAGUAAGCAGAAAUGGGAGGCCCCGACUUUCCUCCUGUUCCUGGACUGCGUGUGGCAGAUCCUCCGCCAGUUUCCCGUGUUCCUUCCAGUUUAACGACCGCUUUCUCAUCACGCUCUUUGAGCACGCCUAUGCCUCUCAGUUCGGGACCUUCCUCUGCAACGACGAAUAUGAGAGGAGUAAACUGAAGCUCCAGCAGAAGACUUUAUCCCUCUGGUCCUGGAUGAACCAGCCAACGGAGCUCCACAAAUUCACCAAUCCCUUAUUCGAAGCCAAUGGGUUGGUGAUCUGGCCAUCGGUGGCUCCCCAGAGCCUUCAGUUAUGGGAAGGUGUGUUCCUGCGCUGGAAUCGGCCCUCUAAGUACUUGGAGGACGCCUAUGAAGAGAUGAUCCACAUAAUAGAGUACAACAAGGAGCUGCAAGUCAAAGUCAACGCACUGAGGAGGCAGCUGGCCGAGCUGGAGACCGAGGAUGGGAUUCUAGAGACUCCAUAG